UUUACAGACAGGUGAGAAUGAAAUAAAGAAGAUGAAAGAUGAGGAAAUCAAUAUGACAAAAGACACGGGUUCUUCUAUUUUGUUAAAUAGUUUAAGUGAUUUAUUAAGUAAGAUGAUUAAUGACUUAUUUACACACACGCACAAAUGCUUUAACCUUAAAGAAUCUUCUUCUUCACCUGAUGAACCUGCGAAAAAGACGAUUAACAAGCGUGAACAGUCGUACUUAUUACAAUUAAUCGAAAAAUACUUAGAAGAAUUAUAUCCUUUGUUUAAUAAUCUAAGGAAGAUAGAUGUCGCGAAUGAAAAUACUAUGCAAGAAUUCUCUUCUCUGCUUAAACCAAUAAAGACGUUGAACAUGAAUGAAAGUGCUUUAAGUACACUAGCUACUCUAGCAACUACUAUCAAGGCAUCUUCUUCUUUGCCUGAUGCAAUAACAAAAGAAUCAAAUAUUUCAAAUCAAGCCGCUAUUGAUGACGAGGAAGCUUUGUGUCACAGGGAAGAUUCAAAUACCUCAAAUCAAACUGAUGACAAGAAAUCUUCUUCGUUAAACAAGGAAUCUUCUGAUGGUGGAGGUGAUAACAAGGAAUCUUUUUCGUCUAAAAACGAUUCAAAUACCUCAAAUCAAACUGAUGACAAGGAACCUUCUUCGUUAAACAAGGAAUCUUCUGAUGGUGGAGGUGAUAACAAGGAAUCUUCUUCGUCUAAAAACGAUACACAAGUGAUAGAUAUUGUUCCCAAUACUAAAUUUUCCAUGAUUUCUCUACACGAGGCAUUUUCUAUAAUGAAGAAAGCAAUUGAUUUCAAUAUAAGCGAAAGACUAUAUGACAUAAUAAAUAUAAAUGACGCUUAUGGCAGAAUAGUGUGCCAAUCCAUACAUUCCGAUUGUAAUGUGCCAGCAUUUAGAGUUUCCACUAAACAUGGAUUCGCAGUAUUGGCAAGUGACGGUGUAGGCAUAAGGACAGUAUUGGAUAAGACUACAAAUACUCCAGUAUCUCUCCAACCUGGGACAUGUGUGUGGGUGAAAAGCGGAGAGCGUAUUCCCGAAGAAGCGACAGCGGUUGUGCCAGUCAAGGAUGCGCAACAAAUAAUAAAAAAUAAGGAUAAGAAUAAAUUAAUAAUGAUAAAGAUUAAGCCGGAAUACGAACAAAAUAUUAAGAACAUUGGUAGCGAUAUACAAAUAGAUGAACCGAUUAUACAUUCAUUUACGCGUAUCGGUUCAGCCGAAUUAGGACUUUUGACAGCUGUAGGUUAUAAAGAAGUUAUGGUUUCAACACGUGUAAUCGUAGGUAUAUUGUCAAUUGGAGAUUUAUUGGAAGAACCUGGCAAUUCUUUAACAGAUGGAUACGUCUACGAUAGCAACAGAAUAAGCAUAAUCGGGCUACUAAAAGAUAAAGGUUUCGAUUCGUUAUUAGAUUGCGGAAUUGUGGCUGAUAAUACGCUACUUAUAAUUAUGAAAAUCAAAGAAGUUUUAGAGAAAGUGGACGUACUUGUAACAAUAGGUUGUGCGAGCAAUAAUGAUCGAUUGAAGACAAUUUUUACGGUUUACUUCAAUGCCAAUAUACAUUUUGGACACAUAAAUAUAAAACCGGGGAAGUCGACAACGUUCGGGACGUUCAAGUGGAAGAACGUAACCAAGUAUUUCUUAUGCCUGUCGAAAAAUCCAGUGACCACUCUCAUUACCGCGCAUCUAUAUCUUAUACCUCUUUUGAACGGAUUGCACCGCAACUGGAAGACUCCGGAACAAAUACCAGUUAAGAUACACACGCGAUAUGUCUUGCACGAGCGUCCUAGAGUCAUAUGGACGACUUUAAAGUGGAAUGAAAAGGACAUUGCGACCGCUUUCAGCAAGGAAAAUCUCGAGAUAAAUAGGCCACAUAACAAUCAACCUUCUAAUGCACUCAUAGUAUUACCGCAGAAAGAAAUAGAUUUCAAGGUGAUGCCUCGGUCGUUUGUGAACGCGUUUGCAUUAAAUAUUUCCAGUUAGUAGGCAUUUAUAAUUAAUUCUUCUAAUAUUAUCAACAUGAUAUUAUUACAUUUUAUGAUAUAACAAUUGUGUACAUUAUUACAUACACAUACUCGAUUACACAUAUAUUAUGUUUGUACAAUUUGAAUAAAGCAAUUUUCAUUCAAU
Nylanderia fulva is the source of this 2131-nucleotide messenger RNA. The record is from RefSeq and is a predicted model, not a curated record. NCBI's taxonomy places the organism in Eukaryota, Metazoa, Arthropoda, Insecta, Hymenoptera, Formicidae.